CUUCACACAGCCCCCCUGAGCGCCACAAAUUUAGCGAGGCGGCGUGGCUGACAAUAGUGGGGCAUGGGCGUAAGAGGGGAAACUUGCAUCCGACUUCUGUCUUCACUCACAAUCCAAAGCAGUAAUUCAACCGUGUCAAGAUCAGACUGGUCUACUCGUCCUCUACUCAGAAGCAUCAUCACAGGGCCGAAGUCGAUUUUCGGAAGUGCUUUUACUACAACUCGGCUCAGAAGCGGCUCGAGUGUUUCCCUCGGCACCAUCAAUCCGGCUGGCCAUAUGCUCAGCAGAUAGGUACCUCUCCAAACAGAAUGGACCCAAGUUUCUAUAGGAACUUGAGCAUGAUGUAUGCAAGAGAUCAAGGUCUGAACCAACCUAAUCAAGCUGCUCCCCAAGAACAACAACCAGAUCGCAUGGACAUGAGUUCGGGCAACAAAACCGCCGCCUCGCCAGACACGAAUUGGACAGUGUAUGGCCCAGACGUGUCGAGAGGCAAUUUUCAAGACGUCACAAAGAAAGCCGAUGAUAGUGAUCCGAGAAUGCGUGUAGGGUGGGCUUCGGACUCUAGUAGUAAGCCGAAUGGUGUCGGAGAGAUGGGAUGGAUGUCAACGCGGGAUCAGCAGCCUCUGCUGUGGUCAAUGCCAGAUACCGAAGCUACACCCCGAGCCUCAGACCAGGCGUCUCAUUAUCCCUACCCAGAUCUAUCACUUCCUCAUCCAAGCUUGCACCUAGACUUCCGUAUGGCCGUUACUCUCAACCCACGUAUCUCAGUAGGCCCUACACCGUUCGGCCACCGGAAUUGGAUAUCCUUCACCGGAGGCAAAUGGUCAGGCUCCUGGGGCUCAGGAAUCUGUUUAGUGAGUCGCAUUACCCCACCAACUCUUCCGAUUCCUUCAUCCAUCCAUCCAUCCAUACAAAAGUACAUCCCUACUCACACUUUCCAGCCCGGCGGUCAAGACAGCCAACUCAUCAUAAGCGACGGCUCCGCCCACCUCCAAACAAACUACAUCCUCCAAACUUACGACGACCCACCCGCUCACAUCGUGGUCAAAACGCACGGGUGGCGGACAGGACCGCCUGAGAUUCUCGCGCAGCUUCUGGAUCCCGAACAGGCUGAUAGGGUGGAUCCGAGUAGUUAUAAGUUUCGAAUUUUUAUUGAGAUGGAGACCGGGGAUGAGAGGUAUAGGGAUAAGGUUAAUUGUGGGAUGUGGGUGGGGAGUGGGAUGAGGAAGGGGGCGGAGGUGAUUUAUGAUGCAUAUCGACUUUCGUGAGAUUUGUUGUGGAGGUAGAAUAUUUUACAGGGAACAAGAGUUUUGACUUUUUAAGGAUGUGCUUGUUAGAGGAAACAUUCCAGAACUUUCAUCUUGGCACCUUAAAUUUCACAGGAACUCUCAUCCUUUGUUGCACAUCGCAAGUAAUAUCGCCUAUAAUUAUAUAGGGUAUAGCGCAUGCCAAAGCCGUCAAGAUUCAUAAAAAUAAGACACGAAUGUUAUUUGCC
Cadophora gregata is the source of this 1495-nucleotide messenger RNA. RefSeq lists its product as uncharacterized. The record is from RefSeq and is a predicted model, not a curated record. NCBI's taxonomy places the organism in Eukaryota, Fungi, Ascomycota, Leotiomycetes, Helotiales, Ploettnerulaceae. The transcript is spliced from 3 exons. Bases 309 to 1268 code for a protein of 319 amino acids.